Molecule: messenger RNA, 898 nt
Organism: Zea mays
Lineage: Eukaryota; Viridiplantae; Streptophyta; Magnoliopsida; Poales; Poaceae
Product: rRNA N6-adenosine-methyltransferase METTL5
Biological process (GO): rRNA methylation
Molecular function (GO): rRNA (adenine-N6-)-methyltransferase activity; nucleic acid binding
Source: RefSeq, a predicted model, not a curated record
CAAGGCCCAGUCCGAUGACUCUGGCCCUAUAACUCUGAGCCCCAUCGGAGACUCGGAGUCGGGGGCGCCAGCGUCUCGCCUCGCCGUCAGCAGCAGCAGCAGCUGCACCUCCAUUCCACGGCUUCCGUCGUGCGCUUCGUCUGCACCCACAAAGGCGACGGCGACGGCAGGGGGAGGAGAUGAAGCUGAAGCAGCUGGAGGGCCUCUUGGGUGGCCUGACCCAGUUCUCCGACCCCAAGCUGGAGCUGGAGCAGUAUGCGACGGGCCCUCACAUCGCGUCGCGGAUGCUCUACAUGGCAGAGAAUAGUUUCAAUGACAUAACUGGCAAAGUGGUAGCUGUCGCUGACUUCGGCUGUGGCUGUGGCACUCUGGCUGUGGCGAGUGCUUUACUGGAUGCUGAACAUGUUCUUGGUAUUGAUAUUGACCCACAGUCACUUGAACUUGCUCAAGAAAAUGCUGCUGAUCUGGAGCUGGACAUCGAUUUAGUUUGGUCUGACAUAAAGAACUUAAAUCUGAAAGGCGUCCAUGUUGAUACUGUUGUCAUGAAUCCUCCCUUUGGUACACGAAGGAAUGGAGCAGACAUGGAGUUCCUCUCUAUGGCCUUGCAGGGAAGAGCAAGUGGGAAGUUUUGUCCUUAGCUGACCAAACAAGUUCGUCAACAUAUACCUCUUUUGGCUCAUCAUUUGAGCUACUACUGUCAUGACACGUAUUAUGAUGAGAUGGCUCUUGAAUUUCUAUGCUUCGGCUUUCAUAAGCCAAAGCUUGAUGAUGUAACUAAGCUAGCGAAAAGAACUGUGUGCUACCUAAUUUUUCUUUUAAGUAUGGACGCAACCCAUUGAAAGCUAACUUUGCUAACUGCUUAUCUAUGACAUGGAUCUGAAAACAUCAGUUUCUAGUA